Molecule: messenger RNA, 2705 nt
Organism: Cynoglossus semilaevis (tongue sole)
Lineage: Eukaryota; Metazoa; Chordata; Actinopteri; Pleuronectiformes; Cynoglossidae
Product: rho-related GTP-binding protein RhoN-like
Exons: 5
Coding region: 1098-1790 (230 amino acids)
Biological process (GO): small GTPase-mediated signal transduction
Molecular function (GO): GTPase activity; GTP binding
Source: RefSeq, a predicted model, not a curated record
AUCUCCCUUUAUUAUGCCUUGAAACGCUGACGCGAUUUGUUCCGUAUUUCCAUAAAUGUCGGCGAAUGUUUUUGUUGUUUUUUUCCUCUUUAAGUAAACACAUUCAGAGACAGUUCAUGAAGUUAUAUGAUUCAAAGUUCUCAAUUUAUUUAGUUUAUAUUUUAAAAGUUAAUUUUUGCACCCUGCACACAAACAUAUUUCCUUUGAGAUUUAAUGAACUGUUUUUUGUGUGUUUUUUAAUAGAUGGUUGGAGGGCCACAUUAAACAUUUAUCUAAAUUUACAGGAAACUGGCCAAAAAAAACAAAAACAAAACGUGACUUUGUGUAUGACAUACGAUAUAAUUGAUGGAACUACGCGAUGAACAUAGAGAGAAUAAGUCCGCAUCAAUGUGAAUUAGUGUUACUGUCGGUGUUUAGCCAGUAGAUGGCGCUGCGACAAUUGUUUGUCGGAUGAUAUAUCGAUUCGGAUGGACUGCAGUGUAGUAAAAUGCAUUAAAUCUAUCAUUUAUCCACCUAUCAAUACAAUAGGUUUAUAUAAAUGAGAUAUGUUAAAAAUUUAAAUACAUUUAAAAUUAAUUUAAAAAAAAGUCUUCUUGAAAACGGACCAAAGUCUAUCAAAGGAAGGCAGGAGAAAACCGGAAGUUUGUAGACUGCCCUUUUAGAGAAACUAUAAUUCACAGCGCAGAAGUUUACGCCCUUCAAAGCAAUAGUUUUGCCUGAGGCAGAAAUAGUAAAGAGUUCGGAGCGUUAACACAAGUGAAAAUGAGGUAAUAUAUCAGCAGGACGCUAAAUCUAGUCAUACGGGAUUUCGUCUGUAAAGUUAGAGGCUUUUAGUGUGAAAGGAAGCAACAGGAAGUUCAUUGAAUGGCGCUACUGUGACAGGUAUUCUCUUGAUCAGCUGAGCAGAGCAGCCCAGCAGAGAGCAGAGCAUGCAGUCACAACUCCGUGGACAUCAUCACCGAAACUUUCUCUCUCUGGUUCGGACUUAGGACUUGGACGAAGUCACGAAUCAUCAGUCCCCCGACUUUGACUGUGUCUACGGCCAUCAAUGAGCAGCAGACAGAGACGCACUCAGUGAUUUCCACGGGCCACGAACGAUGGAGAGCAAGGGACUACUCCGCUGUAAGAUCGUGGUGGUGGGGGACACGCAGUGUGGCAAGACGGCUCUCCUCCACGUUUUCGCGAAAGACUCCUAUCCAGAGAAUUACGUCCCCACCGUGUUCGAGAACUACACGGCCAGCUUUGAGAUCAACAAGCAGAGGAUCGAGCUCAACAUGUGGGACACCUCAGGUUCGGCCUAUUACGACAACGUCAGACCACUGGCCUACCCCGACGCAGACGCCGUCCUCAUCUGCUUCGACAUCAGCCGUCCGGAGACGUUGGACAGUGUCCUGAAAAAGUGGCAAGGAGAAACGCAGGAGUUCUGUCCCAACGCCAAGGUGGUGCUGGUGGGCUGCAAGCUGGACUUGAGGACGGACCUCAACGUCAUGAGAGAACUUUCUAGACACAGACUCAUCCCUGUCACACACGAACAGGGCACCAAUUUGGCGAGGCAGAUCGGAGCCGCCGCCUACACAGAGUGCACCUCGAAGUAUUCCGAGAACAGCGUGCGGGACGUUUUCCACGUCACCACGCUGGCGUCCGUGUCCCGCAUCCACUGCCCUCAGGUCAAACGCGCUGCCUCCCGUCGCGUCAUCAAGCGAGUUUCCCAGCAGCCUCCUCGGACUGAGCUCCACGAGCACCCCCCGCCCAUUAGAAAGGACCGGGCCAAGAGCUGCGUGCUCAUGUAGGAGUGAGCUGAAGUGUGUGUGCGCGCUGAUGGACCCAAAGCGUGCUGCACAUGAACUUUAUUUAUUGGUGGAUUCUUGUCAGAGUUUUGCACUUUGCACUGUGGGUUCCUAAAGGAAAUGAUCAUCCAUCUUUAGCAAGAAGGUUGUUUUGUUUUGUUUUUUUCCUAAUGGCUGUUUUCUGCAGGGAGGCUAUUUUGAUGGCAAACGCUAAUUAUCUUUAACACUUUGACAUAAACACGUUAACAAACACAAACAGGCUGUGGAGCAAAAGUAACACGGGGGGCAGAGAAGGGAAAGUGACGGUUUGAAAGGUCGACGCGCAGAACCCGACGGGAACGCGGCGGGGUCGUGACCUCAGCUGUGUUUUCUCUGUUAUUCUGUCCUUACGUGUGUAAGCACAAUAGAUGCACGCAAAACAGCUGCUUCGCUUCAUUUGAAGAGUGUGGACUGAGUGGGAUGAGAUGACGCAGAUUUUCUUAAACCACAAGUGCUUUAAAUGUUGGAGAGAGAGAGACAGAGACAGAGAGAGAGAGAGAGAGAGAGAGAGAGAGAUUCACCACAAACUGAAGCUGUUCUUGUGUAUCUGAAACUGUUCAAACAAUCCACACUGGAAGGAAGGAGUCAUGCUACGUUGUACAUGUGAUAACAAAGUUUCAAAUGCUCUAUGUAAAUGUUUUACUUGACUGUAAUUAUAUAUAUACCCAUGCGAUUAAAUUUCAAAACUUUAUUUGUGAAUUGGUCUAAAUUAUGUUGGUUUUUCUUCCUCACUUCCAUGGGAAAAAAAAACAGAACACAUCAUUUCACUGACUUUUGCUCCUUGAAAUAUCAACUGUUCUUGUUGUUACUUCAAACAGAGACCACGGCUGACUAAAACAAUACCUUUUGGGGGCAUCUUAGAGGACAGUAGAAACAAAU